AUGCCGAAAAAAACAAUUACAGAAAACAUACUCUCUGUGAUGAGCAAGGCAUAUAAAAUAGAGAGCAAGCCUGCUGCUAGUUCCUCUACUUCUGACCCUAAAUUUACUGGGUCAAAAUUCGAAAAAAUCCUUGAAUGUCCUUAG
Messenger RNA from Cetraspora pellucida, 144 nucleotides. NCBI's taxonomy places the organism in Eukaryota, Fungi, Glomeromycota, Glomeromycetes, Diversisporales, Gigasporaceae. The record is from the annotation of a GenBank genome assembly.